AUGCCUGUUGUUUCAACCUUCUACUCACCGCAAAUGACUCCAUCCAGUCUGCCCCAGCUAAGCUCCAAUGUGCUUCCACUCUGUGGACUUAAUCCCACAAUGUCGACAAGCUCCUUUUGUGAUGUGGACUCGUCCAGUCAAAAGCCUGCCAGUCACGCGAAUUACAGCGUCGACAGCGCUACUGCAAGCAGAAAUGUGCUUUUCCACAACCCUUCGCCCACGAAUGAUGCCGCCUACACUGACCCCUUCGGCUCGGACGAAACGACCAACUCAUAUCACAUACUCCCUCGUGGAUGCACCGCCAGUCCUCUCCGGCUGGGCCACAAGGAGCAUGUGAUUGACGAGAAGUGUGUGGACGGACAGGAUGCUGACAAAAACAGCCAGUCGGAGCAUCAAGUCUUUCACAUUUCUCGCCAGCCGCCCCAUUCCUUCUCGCCCGCUACAACAGUCAGGAUGGACGCAAUGAGCGACGAAGAAGAGGCUCAACAGCUAGCCACAGCCUCUCCUUCGCGGUUAGACCGUCAGGCAGAUGCAGCAGUAUCUAUGGCGCCGGAGAGGUGCGAUGGAGCGACGCAUGCUCUUGUGGUGCAUCAUUUGGACCAUUUCGAGCAUGCCUGGGAGAACGCAGGUUCAUUAAACGGCAAAGCUGGAUGCAACCUCUCUCAGAUUUACGCCAAUCACUCUCACAUGUACACGGCCGAGUCGCUCGUGGCUUCAUCCAGCUUAGCAACAUCGCCUCUUGUUGCCAUAACAAAUUCCACUUCUACCGUGCCUAGCGCUGAAAUGACAAACCCACUUUAUCAGAUCCCUGAACUCUGUCGAGCAUCAGCCCUACAACCGUCUAGUUACCCAAUCCCACGAGCCUCCAUAGCCUACUCGAAUGACUCACUAGCU
Messenger RNA from Protopolystoma xenopodis, 894 nucleotides. Lineage: Eukaryota; Metazoa; Platyhelminthes; Monogenea; Polystomatidea; Polystomatidae. The record is from the annotation of a GenBank genome assembly.